GACCAUGGGUAGAACUUAAUCAGGCCUUCCAUCCUUCUCCGACCUCCUUUUGAUCUCAGCCUAUUUCUUCCCACUUCUCUCCCCUCACAGUCUGCUUUCUGCCCCCUUGACUCGGCGCCUGCCUGCCUUCUGCCCCUCUCCAGAUUGCGCCCGGCAUCGGUUACGUCAGCUUUGCGGUCAUGGCAUACAAUCAGUCCUACAACCCCGAUGCGCUGCCAGCACAUGCAGAGCCGGAACAGGUAGCGCAAAUGAUCGGUGCCAUGCAAUCGAGCAGCGGACACCAACAGAAGCCUCGCCCACCUCCUCAUUCUACUUCCAGCGGGAUUCCCCCUCGAGUGCCGGUCUCUGGUGCUGGCAACCUGAGCCCACAUCCCCAACGAUACGGCGCGCCAGGCCAGCGCCCUCCCAUGGAGGUCGCGCACGGUAAACAGUCACCUACAAACGUCCCUCCGGCGAGUCAACACCGUCCUCAUCCACUACACCCGUCUCCUCCUCCCCAGAACUACGGCUUCGGGCCUCCUCCCACCCAGCCGGUACGCAAUCGUCCGCCGGUGGCACGCCCGCCCAAUUCGCCGCACCAUGCCGCGAUGGCAGUCCCGGACGACGAUCCGCAACAGCUAUUCCCCCUGUUCCGCGCUGCGAACACCUCGCACUCGGGGUCACUCACGGAGCUGGAGCUGGGUUCUGCUCUGGUGAACGGGGACUUUACCUCGUUCCAUCCCAACACGGUUAAGAUGAUGAUCCGCAUGUUUGACCGGAACAACAGCGGGACGAUCUCGUUUGACGAGUUUGUGGCGCUGUGGCGCUACCUGGCUGCAUGGCGGGAGUUGUUCGACCGGUUUGACCAAGAUCGCAGCGGGCGCAUCAGCCUACAUGAGUUUGAGAAUGCACUGGUUGCCUUUGGGUACCGUUUGAGCCAGCCGUUUGUGAUGGUGCUGUUUAGGACCUUCGAGAAUAAAGGGCGGCAGAUGAACGGUCAUGCAUACGGGCCAGCGAAGCAGGGCAUGAGCUUUGAUCUUUUCGUGCAGGCGUGCAUUAGUCUGCGGCGGAUGACGGAUGUGUUUAAGCGAUACGACGACGACCGCGAUGGCUAUAUUACGGUGAGCUUUGAGGAAUUCUUGACUGAAAUCCUCCAACUCCAGGAUUAGAUGGGGAUCUGAUCGAUUUGACAGACAUUGCUGGAGGGGAAAUGAUCUUCCUGGGAGCCUCUAUAACUAUAUUGUACAUUAUACCCUUCGUUCUCGUAGCAUCUUUCGCAGGCCGGUGGUUCCAUAGCGGGAAAGUAUAACAUGCGCU
Aspergillus sclerotioniger CBS 115572 is the source of this 1296-nucleotide messenger RNA. RefSeq names its product calcium binding modulator protein. The record is from RefSeq and is a predicted model, not a curated record. The transcript has 4 exons. Gene Ontology annotation, molecular function: calcium ion binding. Bases 180 to 1148 code for a protein of 322 amino acids. NCBI's taxonomy places the organism in Eukaryota, Fungi, Ascomycota, Eurotiomycetes, Eurotiales, Aspergillaceae.